AUGGAGGAAUAUGGCACGCAGGGCAAGGUGGAUUCCAGGCAGGUCGCCGCGGCAUCCUCUGGAGCCUUGCAAAACAUCACGUCCUACCUCAACGGGACCCUCGUCAACCUCUCGUCCGCCUUCCAGGAGUCGAGCGAGUACCUCUCCGAGACCCUCGGCGUACCGCCAGGGCUCCUCUACAGCAGCCUCGCGGCGCUCGUCGCCGUUCCCAUCACCAUGUCGAGAUAUGGCUGGUCGCUCAAGCGCGAGCAGAGCUCCCCCUACGGCUCUCUCUCGGGCGGCGUCCCCGCUGUGACGGACGAUGACUUUUCCUACAUCACAUCGCAGGACCUGGAUGACGGCCCCUUGGGCACGUCGGAUGGCCGUUACCAUCCCAGGUCACAGUCCGCCGCCCCACCGGCGCCCGACGACGACGUCCUCCUCAUCAAGAACAAGGGAGUCACGUACCCAGCUCACUUCCCGGCAUAUGCCAUCGGCGACGGCAAGCUGCGCGUCAGGGAUGUGCGCGAGCGCAUCGGGUUGAUGAUGGAAUUGUCGGAGCGCGCCACUCGGCGGGUGAAGCUCCUGUACAAGGGCCGUCAGCUCAAGGAGCCCGCGGCGCCGGUCCGCGACUACGGCGUCAAGAACAAGAGCGAGCUUAUGGCAGUUCUCUCGGACGCCAGCAACGAGAGCAGCGCGUCCGACGAGGAGAUGGUGAUUGUCGACGACGCCGCGCGCGAGGACAAGUCGAAGCGCCGCAAGAAGCGAAAGGGCAAGAAGAGGGCUAACAGAGACGACGGCGAGUCUGCCAGCACCGGCUCCGCCAGGUCUCCGCCCCCGCCCGCUGCCGGCAGCGGGGCGUUGAAGCGCAUCGAGGAGCUGUCCACCGAGCUCACCACCAAGUGGCUGCCGCUGUGCGUGCAGUUUACCGCAUCCCCGCCCUCUGACCCCAAGGUCAGGGAGGACGAGCACAGGAAGCUCUCCGAGACGCUCUUCCAAAAUGUCCUGCUCAAGCUUGACGGGGUGGAGACGGAGGGCAUCGCUGAGGUGCGGACUAAGCGGAAAGAGCUGGUGCAACGAGUCCAGGAGGUGUUGAGGGGCUUGGAUGCUGCCAAGGGCUAA
This is a messenger RNA of Purpureocillium lilacinum, 1101 nucleotides long. RefSeq lists its product as uncharacterized. Gene Ontology annotation, molecular function: protein-folding chaperone binding. Gene Ontology annotation, biological process: mRNA splicing, via spliceosome. NCBI's taxonomy places the organism in Eukaryota, Fungi, Ascomycota, Sordariomycetes, Hypocreales, Ophiocordycipitaceae. The record is from RefSeq and is a predicted model, not a curated record. Gene Ontology annotation, cellular component: U12-type spliceosomal complex.